AUAUGGCGCGGGCACCUUGCAGAGAGCCGGGUGCUGCUCCAUGUCCUGGGGUGUACAGUGCUCCACCGAAGGGCGCAGUGACUAUAGUGAUUCCAGGGAAGGAAGGAGCCAGGGCACUUAGCAGACCAAAUUAAACGCCCGUCUAAACAUGCCUGUUCAGAAUAAAGAUGACGGAGGCUGGAAGAAGUUUCUGUGGAAUUCAGAGACGAGGGAGCUGCUCGGGCGCACUGGUGGUAGUUGGGCCAAAAUCCUUCUGUUCUAUGUCAUCUUUUAUGGCUGCCUGGCUGGAAUCUUCAUUGGCACCAUCCAGGCUAUGCUUCUCACCUUGAGUAACUACAAACCCACCUGGCAGGACAGAAUUGCUCCUCCAGGCCUUACCCACUCCCCUCGUUCAGACAAAUCAGAGCUGACCUUCAGCGUGAAUGACGUGGAGACAUAUUUGAAAUACACAAAGUCCAUGAAAGAAUUUGUGGACGCUUACAAUGAGGAAAAACAAAGAGACCAAAUGAAGUUUGAAGACUGUGGAGAACAACCAGAUGAAUACAAGCACAGGGGAGAUCUGGAGAGUGAAAUUGGUGUUAGAAAGGCCUGUCGAUUCUCAAGGAGUCUUCUUGGGCCUUGCUCGGGUGUUGAGGACAAAGAUUUUGGCUUCAGCGAUGGGAAGCCCUGCUUGAUUGUCAAGCUCAAUAGGAUUGUGAAUUUCAGACCAAAGCCUCCACAGUCCAAUGAAUCUAUCCCAGAAGACGCCCAGCACAAAGUCCAGCCCAAUGUUAUCCCUCUGUACUGCCACAAUAAGAGAGAAGAGGACGAAGGUAAGCUUGGGGAGGUGAGGUACUAUGGUAUUGGAGGAGGGUUUCCUCUGCAGUAUUACCCUUACUAUGGCAAACUCCUGCACCCACAGUACCUACAGCCUCUGGUUGCCAUCCAGUUUGUCAACAUAACCAUGAACUAUGAGCUCCGGAUUGAGUGCAAAGUGUUUGGCGAGAACAUUCAGUACAGUGACAAGGACCGCUACCAGGGACGUUUUGAUAUUAAAAUUACAGUCAACAACUAUUGACCUCUGUCAUGAGUGCAGCACCUUCACUCUCUCCCAGUUUUAAGGAUCAUCUUCUGACUUGAGAUACGCAGGCACCAGUCUAAUUUUUUCUGCUGGUCUUCCAGAGUCUCUCACCAAGGGGAAGCGCUACAGUUUAUCAAUAUAUAAGUGUCUCACGUCAGAAAGUGGCCUUUCUGGAUAGUUUAGCAGAGGUUAAAAAGGGUUUCAAAAACUAGUCUGUAAUAAACCGUUUCAUGUGGGACCUAACGUUAUCUGUCUGCUUCAAUGCAAGCUUUUCUGCUUCUGUAUAGGGUUAGAAUGUAAAUGCCUGGAGGACUAGCCAUAGCAUAUGUUAUUCUACUAAUACAUGAAAACAGUCUAUGAUCUAAGGGACAUAUACAUUCAUUGUAAGUCCACUAUGAAUGUAGUCAGUACAGGUUUGUCCCUCUAUUACUGUAUUGCUACCAUGUGUGGUUUUUCCUCCACUUUAACAAUGCACGGUAGUUGCAUAUGUAGGUUGUUCCAAGCCAAGCCAUGUGUGAUCAAGCUUUAUUUGUCAACUGUGCAUAUAUGUAUGUAUUCUUACUCACUGAAUGCACAAAAACUGUACCAUUUUGCAUUUGCCGGUAUUUUAUAGGUGUUCACAUUCGUUCUCUGCUUCUUUCAGUUAUAGUUACGUGUAGACUUUUACACUUCUGUUCGUUUUUAAAAAUCAUUACAAUCGGGAAGAAUAAUAUUUCUUUUUGAUUUUAUCUCUGAAUGUAUGUAGAUAUUGCCUUUAAAAAUGAAAACUGUCUUAGCUGUAUUGUAAGUACUGAUGUUAAGUGUCUUAUGUUUGUAUUUUUUUUUCUUAUUUGCCUGCCUUUGGUCUUAACUGAAGACAUCACAUAAUGUGGUGUACCAGAAAGAAUGUUUUAACCAUUUAUGUAAGGAGAUACAUUUCUGUAAUUGCACAUGGUUAUUUUCUGCAGGAAAUUUUUGUGUGUACUAAUACCAAAACCAUUAUACUGGAGCUAUUUGAAUCAUCAAAAUCAUUGUGAUGCCCCAUUCUGUAGGAUGUUUUGUAGAUGUGUGCAGUCAGUGUCUACCAUCAAACAUCUGCCAUAAUACAUAUGAGUCCCUUUAACUCCAAUGAUGAAAGUAUUCUGUGCUUGGUUUCCCAAAAGUAUGACUUAAAGAGCAUUCCUAGAUGGUAGGGCAAGUAUGACUUGAAACACUUGAGGUUGAGAUUAAUUGCACACUGCUUUUGGGAAACAUGGCCCAGGACAGAAUUAACCAAAUAAAAUCUGAAUAAAAUAAGAAGUAACAACA
Molecule: messenger RNA, 2347 nt
Organism: Pygocentrus nattereri (red-bellied piranha)
Lineage: Eukaryota; Metazoa; Chordata; Actinopteri; Characiformes; Serrasalmidae
Gene: atp1b1b
Product: ATPase Na+/K+ transporting subunit beta 1b
Exons: 6
Coding region: 149-1057 (302 amino acids)
Biological process (GO): sodium ion export across plasma membrane; intracellular potassium ion homeostasis; intracellular sodium ion homeostasis
Cellular component (GO): sodium:potassium-exchanging ATPase complex
Molecular function (GO): ATPase activator activity
Source: RefSeq, a predicted model, not a curated record